AUGUCAGAAACUGGAACUACCUCUUGCGGAUUACCUGUUAUUGUAGAGGCUUUUCUUGCUGAAUUCUUCUGUCUUAUUGGAGGAAUUAUUGUUUUUGUAUUAGAAAAAACCAAUAUAUACUGUAAGGCACAUGCUGCAAAUGCUAUUAUUUGGGGAAUUAUAUAUUGUAUUAUGUGGGUUGCUCUAAUUAUUGCUGGUGCUAUUGCUGGUGCAGCUGCACGUGUAGUUUCCACUAUCUUUAGUAUUAUUUGUGCAAUUAUUGGUUUCAUCUGGUUCAUUAUUUGGAUCUUCAACUGGUUAAUGGCUCUUCUUAAGGCCAAUUCAGAAGAGUUCUUUGCUGUGCCAGGUAUUUCAUCUUUUGCACUCAAAUGGGCUGAGAAAUAA
Molecule: messenger RNA, 384 nt
Organism: Entamoeba dispar SAW760
Lineage: Eukaryota; Evosea; Mastigamoebida; Endamoebidae
Exons: 1
Coding region: 1-384 (127 amino acids)
Source: RefSeq, a predicted model, not a curated record